AUGGUUCUCCGGAUCGUGUGCACCCUCUCCGCACUUCUUAUCACUUUCGCGGCAGCUUCAGUGGACUGCACUCGCGAAGACGCAUGCUUUGGAGAACCGGCAGGUUGCGACCCAAAGAUUAACUGCCGCACGCUUUUCCAUUUCGACGCAUUCGGAAAUUUGGAUCUCUUCCUCCGAAAUUUUGUCGAUCCGCUCGGCUACGCGGCUUUUGCAAUCGAUCAACACGCGGAUGAGACGAUCGAAUACUUCCUCUGUGUUCCGUACCAAAAUUUACGAGUUCGAGCACUCGCGACACUGGGUGAAGCGAUUAUUGUUAUCAAUCAGGUAAGCGAAAUAGAAAAAGAAUCAGGCUAGAAUGAUUUAUUGCUAAAAAGGUGCGAUUCAAUAAAGUUUGAUUGAAUCACUUGACAUGAGUUUCAGUGUUAUGAGACCAAAACAUCCUCCUUAACUCUAUCUUGAUACAGUUUUUGAUUACAAAAGCCAAACUGUCAUGGCCUAACGGUGAAUUUUCGGGACAAAACGAGGAUGCUUUGAUUUCUGCGCCAGCAAAAUCUCUAGUCCGGUCCGGAAUCUUGCAAGUUCAGUUUCUACAAAUCCCGUAAGAUACUAUUUCAGAACCUGACGGGUAUCAUCGAAAAAGUCGGACCAUAUCACUUCCGCUGCCAUUUCAAUGCUGUGGAAUUCUCGGAACAUUUUCACGUGGAACAACACUUUUUUGUGUCAAAAGGACGGUUUGAUGAGGCUCUGGUCAUAUUUGACGGCGAUCAGUUGUUCAGUUUGGAUUGGCAAACAAGCGUCGACGAUGAAAGUUACGAAUCUGACCUUGACUUGGAAGAAGAUGAUUUGCUCAGAGAGGAGGAAAUGCAAAGUCCGGUGGAGAGCGAAACCUGGAAUGAUAAGAAACACCACUUUUCGGAAAGCAACAAAGCGCUCGAGAUGAACGUGUUGACAGAGGAAAAAGAAAGUCGUCCCAGUCGGUAUAGAGAGCAUCAUGAGAACAAGGUAAAUUACUGAAGUUACCUUAAUUACUUUACUGAAGUCUGUUUUUUAAAAAAAAUUGUGAUGAAAACAAUGUUCCAGAAAAAUCGCAUCGUGCCGCAGUUCUCAAACCAAACCGAAUCAGAUUUUGAAGAAAACUUGAAGGAUUUUGACAACGUGAUGGUUCCUUUGGAGCCGCACAUCGACACCCUCGAGCAGGAUGAAAAAGAUUACGAAGAGGCGAUCAUGAGGAUGAUUGAAGCAAGAGGAAAGAAGAAAAUAAGAGUUGACACCGAGUACGAUGACUACGAAGAGUGA
This is a messenger RNA of Caenorhabditis sp. 36 PRJEB53466, 1296 nucleotides long. Lineage: Eukaryota; Metazoa; Nematoda; Chromadorea; Rhabditida; Rhabditidae. The record is from the annotation of a GenBank genome assembly.